CAACAAAAACAGUUCAUUACUCUUCGAAAACUGUAAACUUUUCUUCUAUCUACUCGCCCUUGAGAACCAUGACUAUCAGUAACGGCAAUCAUACCAAAUGGACGCCAAUUCUUACCGAAAAUUCGAUGAACCCUCACGUUAAAAAUGUACAGUAUGCUGUGCGUGGGCCGAUUGUUCAAAAGGCAACCAAUUACCAGGAGCUGAUUGCUCAAGGAAAAGGGAAUGAACUUCCUUUCAACGAAGUCAUCAAAGCCAACAUUGGAGAUUGCCAAGCUAUGUUGCAAAAGCCAAUAUCCUUUUUACGCCAAGUUCUCUCAGCAUGUAUGUAUCCAGAACUCAUCGGCCGUCAUCCUGCUGUUUUCCCCAAAGAUGUGGAAAAGCGGGCCAAUGAAGUCCUAGACGGGCUUCCGGGACGAAGUUUGGGUUCGUACAGUGAAAGUACAGGUCACUUAUACUGCCGAAAAAUAGUGAAAGAGUUCAUUGAGAAAAGAGAUGGUUAUCCUUCAGACGUUAAUAACAUAAUACUCUCUAACGGAGCGAGUGAGAUUAUCAAACUGACCUUGCUGACGGCAACUUUUGGAGAAGGGAAAGAUACUACAGGUGUGAUGAUCCCGAUUCCCCAGUACCCACUAUACUCUGCGACUAUCUCAGAAAUUGGUGCCGUGAAAGUUGACUACUAUCUGGACGAAGAUAACAAAUGGUCUCUGAGUAUAGAAGAAUUGGAGAAAUCGUACAAAAAGUCAUUCGAAACUUGUACUCCGCGAGUGUUGUGUGUGAUCAACCCUGGAAAUCCGACCGGUCAAGUGUUGAAUCGGAAAAACAUAGAUGAAAUUAUUGAAUUUGCGGCAACUCAUAAGUUGGUUUUAAUGGCGGACGAAGUAUACCAAGACAACGUCUACGAUCCUGAAUCUGAGUUCUGUUCGUUUAAAAAAGCGCUGAUGGAAUCGGAACAUAAAGACUCUCUGGAACUGGUUUCGUUUCACUCAAUGUCUAAAGGCUUCAUGGGUGAAUGCGGGAUUCGAGGGGGAUAUGGCGAGUUUGUGAAUUUUGAUGAAAACGUGAUGACCGAGUUGAAGAAAUUGAAGUCUGCACAGCUUUGCUCAGCAUCGUCAGGUCAAGUAGCUCUGGCUAUUGUUCUCAAUCCGCCAAAACCAGGUGAGGAAUCGCACGUUUUGUUUGUGAAAGAACGAGACGCAAUUCUAGGAACCCUGAAAAGCAAGUCAGUAAAAGUGCAUGACUUGUUUUCAAGAAUGCCAGGCAUGAAAGUUAACCCGAUAAUGGGGGCAAUGUAUUGCUUCCCAAGAAUUGAACUACCUCAGAAAGCGGUUGAUGCAGCCAAAAAAUUGGGAGUUGCGCCGGAUGCCUUUUACGUAGAGAAACUUCUGGACCAAACUGGAAUUUGUGUUGUGGCUGGAUCUGGUUUUGGGCAACUACCCGGAACCUAUCACUUCAGGACAACUAUUUUACCACCAGAGGACAAAAUAGAAUCUAUGUUGACCAAAUUUGAAGAGUUCCACCGCGGAUUUUUGGAGGAAUUCAAAUAAAUUGGCAAAAAAAAAACAGAUCUCAGAUUAUGGCAACUGAUGUUUUUGUUUUAACCAAUAGUAUAUCAAGAACUCAUUGGCUUGUUUUUAUUUGCGUAGUGUUUUUGAGAACACCCGGAGAGCUGCCAAAGUGCCAGUGACUUCAGUUGAAUGCUUCAAGUUGUACGAGUGCUGAGAAUUUGGGUAAUCUUGAUUAAUUUGAAUUUAUGUAUCUAGAUUAUUGUUUACGAAGUCUUUUUUACUUGAGGCCAAGUAACAUAUAUUUAGCACGCGCUGCUCUGUAAUUUAACUUACCUUGUA
Symsagittifera roscoffensis is the source of this 1844-nucleotide messenger RNA. RefSeq names its product alanine aminotransferase 2-like. The record is from RefSeq and is a predicted model, not a curated record. The transcript has a single exon. The coding region runs from base 69 to 1544 and encodes 491 amino acids. Gene Ontology annotation, molecular function: L-alanine:2-oxoglutarate transaminase activity; pyridoxal phosphate binding. Gene Ontology annotation, biological process: biosynthetic process. Lineage: Eukaryota; Metazoa; Xenacoelomorpha; Acoela; Convolutidae.